AUGGAGAGUUUUAAGCACGUCUUCCUAAUUCCCUCGGAUGGGGAGUUAGCUCCCACAGACGGAGGCUUGCACACAGCAGCCUGGGGUGAAUGCACAGCGGGAGAGGCUAACGGCACCAGCCGCAGCAGCAGCAGCGGCACAACCACAAGCAGCACACUUGCUGCUGCCGCCGCAGCAAUGGUGUCCUGCGGGGUCGGGGAGGAGGCCAAUGAGCAGCGCCUCUUAGGGGGAGGCGUCCAGACAGCGACGGAACAAGUAGCAGCAGCAGCAGCAGCAGCAGCUGCUGCUGCUGCUGUAGCAGCAACAAGAACAGAGGGAGGCCCUCUUGUUUGCAGCGGGGGGGAGCAAGGACUGGCAGUGGAAGCUCCACGCUCGCUCCGACUACCGGACGUAGAGGAGCUACUGCUCUCUCGACCUGCAGGAGUGCAGCCGCAGGUGCAGCAGCAGGUGCAACAGCAGGUGCAGCAGCAGGUGCAGCGACAGCAGCAGGAGGUGCUUCUCGAGCAGCUGCUGCAGCAGACAGCAGACCAGCAAGGCCAGCAUUGCCACAAGGAGGGAGUGCAGAAUCAGCAGCAGCCCCUAGCUGCAGCUGUCCUUUCCAGGAGUAAUUCGGGCCAGCAGCACGGGAUGGGGAGACGUGCGCAUGCAGACGGGUUGGGUUCUUCGAAGCAUUCAUCGGGCCGAGGGCGUCAGGGGGAGAAGAACGGGACGGGAAACAGAGGGCAGACAGUAACAAAUGGGGAAGCCGAAAGCCACUUGGCCCUGCAGACGGCUCUGGUCACGAUGCUCCACCUACAGGCUCAGGGGGGAUUGCAGCGUAAACCUGUCUUCCCUAAAAGGAAUUUGAUGUGUCUGAGUUUCUUGCGACUGGGUGCCUGCCCCAACCGGGAGAGCUGCAACUACGCGCAUACUAUGGGGGAGUUGCAGAAGAAGCUGGAGCUGAGGAAGACGUCUCUGUGCAAGUAUUGGCUCAAGGGGAAGUGCGAGAACGAGGAUUGCAACUUCGCACACGGCGAGCACGAGCUCCAGUCGACUGUGGGCGUCUUCAAGACCACCAUUUGCAAGUACUGGAGACAGGGGUGCUGCUACAGCGGAGAGUUGUGCAGACACGCUCAUGGAGACGCAGACCUACGGCCUGAGAACCUGCCGCCGCACUUGGAGAGGAAGAAGCAGCUGCAACAGCAGUGUAGGCUGUCGGGCCGUAACGGGUCGCAGCGUAAGGACCGAGCGGCAGCAGCGGCAGCAGCGGCAGCAGCGGCGGCAGCGGUAGCAGCUGGCUCGGCAACUGCUGGCGCGACAGCAACUGGCGCGACAGCAACUGGCGCAACAGCAACUUGUGCUACAACAACUGGCGCGACGGCAGGUGGAGCGGCAGCGGCAGGAGCGGCAGCAAGUAGCGUAGCCGCAACAGGCGCAGUUGCAACAGGAGCACCAGCGGGGAGCGCCACAGGAGGCGAUGGGGAGCCCCUCGGGGAUGGCGGGGAGAGGGUGAAGGAGCCCACAGAGGCCACCCUGGAUCGCUUGCGACAGGUCAUAUGCGGCGGUAUACUUUCCGAAGCGCGAUCAAGCAUAGCGGCCUCUUCUUUAGAUUCACUGUUAGCAGAGGUGAACACCUUAAAACGCUGGGAUACCCAGGGCUCAACUAGUUCCGACCUGUCGACCGAUAUUUUGCAGUCGUCUGCAUCUGAGUCGCCACGCUGCUCGCCUGCUAGCAGUAGCAACGGCCUCUGCUCUGCAUCCCUAUGGAAUCUAUCUCCUGAGCAUAACCUUUGCGCACCCUCCUCCACCACAGCACCAACAGCCUCAGGGGCAGCAGCAGCGGCGCUACCAGAAGGGAAACUGGCCCCAGCACCAGCAAUAGGAGUGUUGGUGGGGAGGGGUAGGGGAUGUGGCCCCAUGCAGCAAGGUGGAGAGCAGGGUUCUGGCCCCUGCUUGUCGCGGUGUACAGAGAAUCCAUUCUCAUUCGACAGCUCGGAACUGGCAGGAGCGGAGGCGGUGAUGCAGUCCGAACGCAAUUUUUUUCAAAGUCCGAGGCGCAGCACAGAGCCAGCGUUUAAGACGGAGGCCCUAGCCGACAUACAGCAGGCCUUGGGGGCGUACAUGAAGUCGUACUCUUCUGUGCAGCUACAGACCUCCCUGUCUGGGGGACCAUCGGUAGGGCUGUCUGCGCCUCCAGGCCUUGAGGAGAUGCACGCCGGGAGGGAAGGAGGGUUUGCAGAGGCAGCACACUGCCGCCUCUCAACGAGCCGGCGCGAUUCCGACGAGCUGGAGGACAGCAACAUGGAGCUGUGGCAAUGCAAGGAAAAUGACCUUUUUUCGUUGUCUUCGCGAACGACUGCCCUAGGAGGCAGCGGCGCAGAGGAAGCAGACAACAGCUGGUCAGCAGCAGCUUGGUGA
Eimeria maxima is the source of this 2397-nucleotide messenger RNA. RefSeq lists its product as hypothetical. Bases 1 to 2397 code for a protein of 798 amino acids. The record is from RefSeq and is a predicted model, not a curated record. Gene Ontology annotation, molecular function: metal ion binding. Lineage: Eukaryota; Apicomplexa; Conoidasida; Eucoccidiorida; Eimeriidae. The transcript has 3 exons.